Molecule: messenger RNA, 3376 nt
Organism: Cheilinus undulatus (humphead wrasse)
Lineage: Eukaryota; Metazoa; Chordata; Actinopteri; Labriformes; Labridae
Gene: csrnp2
Product: cysteine-serine-rich nuclear protein 2
Exons: 5
Coding region: 600-2240 (546 amino acids)
Biological process (GO): regulation of transcription by RNA polymerase II
Cellular component (GO): nucleus
Molecular function (GO): sequence-specific DNA binding; DNA-binding transcription factor activity, RNA polymerase II-specific
Source: RefSeq, a predicted model, not a curated record
CGGGGCCGGGGCAAAACGGGGAGAAAAGGCGUCUUCUCGUUUGGGCAUUGACAACAUUUCGACAAUAUUCACCAAAAUAAAAGCCUGCCCGCUUUGUCGCGAGAAGACAACGAAGUUAGCACCGCCGACCGAAGCCGCCCCGGUGAGAAAAGGAUAAACCAACACAGAUGUCAGCGGAUUUCUCCAUCGCAGGCUUUUAAAGAUAAGAUUAUUCAUUCGGCUGUUUUAAAUAAUUCAAGCUGCACCUGAAAAUGUGUGGAAAUAAGUCGCUGCUGAUCAUAUGACGCCCCUCUCCUUUCUCUUUAAACAGAGAGGCAUGCUACAUUAACAAAAUAAAAGCCGCACGUCUAACAGGCAGUGUGCAGAACAAUGAACAUGGAGCUUAAGUAGCCUUAUUAUAGUCUGAUCAAAGUGUGAGUCCAAAUUGACAGUAACACAAGAAUUCAGCCGGUCUGGAUCUUAUAUUCGGGAUUUUUUGGCACAAAGAUCAUCUGAAAGGGCGUUGAAAGAUUGAUGUGCAGCUCACACUGGAAAGAGAAAACGACCUACGAGCUGCUUGGAAUAAGGGUCCCUGUUUCUGCCCCAGACAGCGUGUUUCCAUGGAGGCAGGUUCGGCCCUCAGCCUCAAACGCAGAUAUGAAGAGGUGGACAACAGCUCUCCGUUCUCCACACUUAAAGACUCUGACGAUGACAUCUCCAGCAGUGACAGCGCAGACAGCUGCGACAGCCUCAACCCCCCCUCUAGCACUGCAUUUACCCCCACCUCCAUCCUCAGGCAGCACAAGCCGUCACCGGGAGGGAAGAGGGUUCGUUUUGACGUGGUGACGGUGUACUACUUUCCCCGGCGGCAGGGGUUCACCAGCGUGCCCAGCCAGGGCGGCAGCUCUCUGGGAAUGGCCCGGCAUCACUCCUCCAUCAGACACUACACGUUGGGAGAGUUCGCCAGGGAGCAGGAGACCAGCCACCGACACACUCUACGCCAACACCUGCGCCAAGAGAAGCUCAACGCCCGCAAGAUGAAGCUGACGAGAAACGGCACGGUAGAGUGUGCUCAGGCUGACCUGCUGACUCUGGAGGACGUCUCAGAUGAGGAUCUGGAUGUGGAUGGCGUGGAGGUGGACGACUGCUUCUUUCUCCAGCCUCUGCCCACAAAGCGCCGUCGAGCUCUCCUGAGAGCAUCCGGUAUCGCCCGCAUAGACGCUCGAGAGAAGGCAGAGCUCAGAGCCAUCAGGGUGUCGAGGGAGGAGUGUGGCUGCGACUGCCGCCUGUACUGUGACCCGCGACACUGCGGCUGCAGUCAGGCUGGGAUCAAGUGCCAGGUGGAUCGGAUGUCUUUCCCAUGUGGCUGCUCCCGGGAUGGCUGUGGUAACGUUGCAGGCCGCAUUGAGUUCAACCCUCUCCGUGUCAGAACUCACUACCUACACACCAUCAUGAAGCUGGACCUUGAAAAGAGACGCAUGCUGAUCCAGGGGACUGGAGAUCAGUAUGCUGAAUCUGACCCGCUGUCCUCCCCGUCCUCCACCUGCCCCACCUCCCCAGACCUCUCCUCCAUGACCGGUCUUGACUCUGAGCUGGAGGAGAGCGAGGUGCAGACUGUGGUGGAGGUUCAGGAUCUCCUUGCGGAGCAGGACAUCCUGGAGCGGGAGAACGAGACGGCCGUGCUGCACCUGCAGAGCGCCGAGGAGCAGGAGAGGAGGGAGAGGGAGGAGGCGGAGGGGGAGGCGGUGCAGGAGCUUGAUGGAAGUCUCACAGAGCAGCCUCUCUGCCUCCUGCCUGCUGCUCUGGGAGAUGAGCAGGCGGAGGUACCAGGAGUGGAGCAGGUCCUCCUGCAGGGGCCGUUUCCGACUGGAGCCACGGUGCUGUGCAUCACUGACAACCAGGAGGAGAGCCCCUCUGAGCUCCUUAAAGACUCCUCCUCUCUGCUCUACUACCAGCUCAGCCCUAUCGAACCUGGAGCGUUUGAGACCCUGCACAGAGCGGAGGAGGCUGAGCAGGAGGAGGGCUUUGGGAGAGAACCAGGAGGAGAGGAGGGUGAAGACGGAGGGGAGAAGAAGGAUGAAAACCCAGAGGAGAUGGUCUGCAGGCAGAGUUUGGGGAAAACUUUGACCAAUGAGAUUUUGUGCUCAGAGCAACAUGUGGAGGAGCAACCAUCGAGUCCCCUGCAGAGCCUCCCUGAAGACCAAUGCCAACGGAGCUCCUGCAUGGACGGAGGAGUGGCUCCGCCUCCUCCUGAAGUUUAGUCCUCGCUUCUCUGCAGAUAUUUUGCACAAUAGCUUCAUCUAAGAUGAAAAAAAGUGACACAUUUCACAUUUAUUACUGCUAUCAUGAAGAAUGAUUACAGAUUGCAAUCUUUAGUAGUGACUUUAAGUGAAUAAUGAGGAGAUUACUGUAAUGAGAAGAGGGGGAAGCUGAAAGCACACACAGAUCGCUCCCCUGUAGUUAAAUGGAUGCAGUAACAAGGCAACAUUGUGCAUAGUUGUGUUGGGGGUGAUAGAUGCGGCCUUAAUGGAAAAUACUCUAAAACACUUGUGUAGUUUGUUGAUGAGAAAGUGCAGAAAGUAGUGCUCUGUUAAUUUCCAGUGCAGCAAACCUAAAACACAAUUUGUGAACGCUGACAUAAGCCUUUUUUAGUUUGGUGAGUUAUGAAGAUAUCGACACUAAACACAGAUUGUUUUGUGCAGAAAGACGGUGUGUUCAGAAACUUUGACUCACUUUCCAUUACAGCAAUCUUGUGCUGUAGAAAAGCCAAAUGAAGGCCUCUGAUUGAAUCCUCCACUGAAAAUAGACCUAAUAAUCCUGGAAAUACUUGUUUUUGUGUACUGUAUAUGCAUUCGUGCAAGAGAGCCGAGGUUGCUGCUUCUUUUGAGCUGUGCGCACAUUAUGAACUAAGCAGAGACUGUAUGAAGAAGUGGAUGUAGCUACCUUAAACAUCUUCCUUGAUUUUGGAGUCAAGGCAGGGUAGGUGUAUGUAGUUAGAUCCUGGUUGCUGUAGGUAAAUGUAAAUUCUUCUCUUUUUACCCGCUUUUCACUCUUAAGGAAGGGAAGGCAAGCUUAUUCACAGCACCACUCAUUCAUAAACCAAUUAGAAGUGCUUAUUACAUUUGACCAAAUGAACCACAGGCUAUCUCUGAUUGGCUGUUUGAUUCUGAUUAGAUAUGUUUUCUUAAAGGUACAGUGUGUUAUAUUUAGUAGCACUAAGGGGGAAAAUUUGCAAAAGUUGGAACAUGAGGCAUGUUUGGGCCAAAACUGAGGCAAUGUGGAAAGUAAAACCGCCUAAAGCAGUGAUUCUCAACAUGUAGCACCCAUUUAAGCUACCUUUUGCCAUUAAAUACCCCAUUUUACCCUUUUUUGGCCAUUUUGCAGCUUCUUUUUUCCA